AUGACAGACGGAAUAUUUUUAACGGGACUGGCCAGUUGCGGCAGUAUUUUAGUAUAUUAGAGGUUGGUCUUGACUCUGAAGUCACAUGUCUUGGCGCUAAAGUCGUUGCCUUUCAUCACAUCUCGAAACCUCUACACUCCACAACACCACCGACAACUGAUCAUGUUGCUCGAUAUUGCGCAACAAACAAGGCAGUCGGCUUAUCUCUCAGCUAAGUUCACAUUGCAUACCAUCUAUUCCCUCUUCUUUGUCUAUUUUCUUCCGUUGGUACGCUCCCGUCGAUGCUGUUUCUUUGUUUCGAGGGUGUUGGGUUGAAAGGCGUGCAAGCCGCCACACACUCCGAAUUUGAUGCGAAGAUCCAUCUCGGACUACCGUUUGCGGCUUGACCUUAUGGAAAGGUUUUAUUUUCGAUUUGGGACGAAGAUGCAGUCCUUCGAUCGCGGAAAUAUAGGACUUGAGAGCUGCUUCCUGGCUGUCGUUCAAAUAUCCGCAGCUCUAUAGCCGUGUCAUUACAUCGUUCGAAGUCAUGAAGCUGACUCUUCUAUUUCGCCGCUGUCUUGGUAUUUGGUUAUGGGUGCUUUCAGAAGUAUGGAAUUAGUACCUGCUUCAUUUAGUUGGCUUACGGUGGGUGACAAUGUCACAUCUCCUUUCAAAGAGUUAUUGAGAUAUUUCUUUGUCAACUUUCCGGGUGCGUCGAUCAUCUCUCUCUGAUGUGGGUUCCCAUAAAUUCCUCAUAAUGUUAAAUGGAGCGUUGGCUUUCUUUAAAGUUUUAAAGGAAGGGUUGGCUACUGCAUCAAACUUGCGAUCGAUUGAUUCUAUUGUCCAUACAUACUUGACAUUAUUCCCAAAUCUCAUUCAGUUGUCAAAACACUCUUUGCUGUCGCAGAGGUCGAUAUCUAUCCUAAUGGCUGCUCCUCCGAUAAGCCCUCCUCCGUAUGCCGAAAAAAGCCCCAGAACACCGAGGAAAUCCCUUUCGAAUCCUCUAGGAAUCCUCAACUUUGGGACACCAGGAAAUACACCGAGGAAAAUAACGAAAGAACGCUCUCGAUAUGACACUCCAGGCUCGGUGGCCAAUAAAGCAUACUUCAACGCUAGUCCUGAUGUUCUGAAGGAAUUCUUGGUAUGCCUAGCAAAAGGAUGGGCCCCUGAGCUCACGAGUGGAAAUAAGCAACUUUGUGGAGUGUAUGCUCUGCACCAAGCCUUUCGAAGCAUGAUGGGCGGGACCAAAGCCUUGAACGGUUUCGGGUUCACAGCCUUGAGGGGUGAAAUCGAUAGCGAGAAGUUCCGGACAUUUCACAGAAAAGCCAUAAGAAACCGGAUGGAAAAGGCCGGCUUUCAAGGGGCUGAUUUGGAUGAAGCGGUGAAACAAGCGAUAGACCAAGCAGACUUUGGGAGCAACGAGUUCUAUAGUGUCGAGGAAUUGUCAGAGUUUAUCCGAUAUAUCAACAGGAUGUACAACGUUCAGUAUCGUCUUGGAAUCGUCUCAUCGUAUAAAAAGCAGGUAACAUCAGCUUACAUUGUCGAAGGCGAUGACCAGUUCAAUCAGGUGCAUUACCGCGUUCUUUGGCUCCAUAAUAUCGGUAACACUCAUUGGGAAAGCUUUGGACCAAAGUCAAGCGCGGCAGGCCGGAAAGCUCGACGCAGUUGGAGGCUUACAGAAAACUUGGCAAAGGUGGCGAAUAACGGCCUCUAUAGAGUCACGGUUGCCACGCAAGGAGCCCCGGACGAGUAUACCCUAACAGCCCUUAUUGACCAGUGGGUGUUUCAAGUGGCGCCGCCAGCGGGUCUCGAACCAAGAGAGGGCUUCAUUUAUGUCCACACCACCAAGGGCCCCAAUUCAGAUAGCUGGCGCGUCGUCGGCGAGUCGUCCAUGGAGACGAUUCGCAAUCAAGAAGGAUUCAUGCCUUUAGCCAGCCUUGAAGUAGUCAACAGCCACAAAACUCCUCAUGAUGGAAGGAUGGAGGAAGUAGUCAGGAAGCCUACAAAUAUUUUAGACCAGCGAAAGCGAAAGCGGACGCCACCACCUCCGGAAGAGCCACCUGCCCCAAGCCGGACGCCCGGCGCCCUUCCUGGUACUCUUGGGGGAUAUACUACAAUGGGGGGUACCACAGGAGGUCAGGAGCAGCUUGGUCAGGGGCCAAUACCAACGGGGUUGCCUGGUCACGUUACGGGCCCUCCGAUCCAGCUGCCACCAACCCCCGGGACCGAUGGCCCAACUAUCAGAGGGCCACAAACCAAACAGCCAGGACCCACGACUACCCAGACUCAGGGGCCGCAGGCCAGACAUCUAAGGCCCGAGGAACUGAUCGUGCAGACGACCCCCCCGCCUACACUGCGCGCAAAGGUGAUAGACCUCAACACGCCCCUUACAAUCCAGACAUUUGUCGCCCGCCGAGCAUUCGCCCCUCCCCCCCACACCAACGCAACACCAGUCCAAUCCCUCGGCGCACGCCCCCGCCUUCCCCCCAGCCGCCCCAAGAGCAGAACCACGGCCGAGUUUACGGCAACCCGCAACCAGAAGAACGACUGGACCCGCACGCGCUUCCUAAACUUCUUCAUCGCCGACGUCCCCGACGCCGACGAAACGGGAAAGCGAUUCGGUCCCAACCACGACCAGCCAUACCACCAAGACCAGGUCCUGCUCGGCCUCGACGACACCUAUGAGCCUGGUGUGUCUGGGCCGGUGCGCGUGCGCACCAUCGAUGAGGAUGAGGGGUGGGCGCACUCGGAGAAUCUGCGCAAAGUCACGGACCCCUUCGGAUUAGACCUCAAUAGCGCGACCACGCAGUAUAGUAUGGAUCCCAACGAGGCCUUCCGCGAGGACCUGUACCCGACGGCCUUCCUACGGGGCCUGUGCCAGGGCGCGCGGAUCGAUCCGACGGGGAGCAGGCAGGAGAUGAUGGCGGGGCUGACGGCGUACCGGAUGGGGCUGGGGGUGCCGCUUAUCUUGUACCGUCUUGUUGACGUGGUGGGCGUCUUCUUCAAGGACGAUCUGGUGCGUGUCCCUGGCCAUCCGCUGGCGAAUCCGGGGGGCGUGUUCCGCGCGUUUGGGCUGGAGCCGCAUAAGCGCGGGUAUGUGAGGGGAGGGGAUCUGGUGGCGGAACCGAGGUCGUGGGGCGCGAGGGUGAAGCCUCAUGUGCAUGAGUUGAGCGCGCCGGCUGAUUUGAAGUGGGUGCAGCCGCCGAGGGAUGUUGGGGAUUUAGUAGGGAAGGGGAAUGGGUUGUCGUUGCAUGGGAUGGCUACGCCGCCGCGGGAGGGGAAUGAAGGGGAGGAGGGGGAGGAGGAGAGGAGGCAGAGGGAGGCGGGUUUUGCGUUGUCAGCGACGGUGGUGCCUGCGCGGCACCGGGGCCAGGUACAUACGUCAAAGGAUGGGAGCCUGAGUUUUUUUACUAGGUUGCCGCCGUCGCCGCAGAUGGGUCAGGCGUCUCAGACGGCUCAGACAUCUCGGACGAAACGGGUAGCUGAGGAGGAGAUUGGAGGUGAUUGGACGAGGAGGCGGGUAAGUCAAGAGGUAAGUCAAGGGUAAGGAAUGAGGAAGGAAAGGAUCGAAGGACAUAGGACUUCUCAAAAAAAUGGCUAUGGGGCUGAAGGGUGGAAUCUGGCAAUAUCUACAGUGUUUUUUAUUUUGGCUGAGUUAUUCUGCCAUUGCGGCGUUGGAAUAUGGAGAGUUUGUUUCAUGCUGUUUGUUGCUUCCUUAUUUCGUUCUGCUGUACCUUCCAGUUCUGUACUGUGCUGUACUGUGUGUUUGCUUUAGGUUAGAACACGGGGAUAAAUUUAUCACAUUUUCCAUUUGAGUACGUAAAUUUUUUUUAAAAAAAUAUCUGCCCA
This is a messenger RNA of Pseudogymnoascus destructans, 3828 nucleotides long. RefSeq lists its product as uncharacterized. The record is from RefSeq and is a predicted model, not a curated record. NCBI's taxonomy places the organism in Eukaryota, Fungi, Ascomycota, Leotiomycetes, Thelebolales, Thelebolaceae. The coding region runs from base 737 to 3526 and encodes 929 amino acids. The transcript has a single exon.